Molecule: messenger RNA, 1935 nt
Organism: Megalobrama amblycephala (Wuchang bream)
Lineage: Eukaryota; Metazoa; Chordata; Actinopteri; Cypriniformes; Xenocyprididae
Exons: 7
Coding region: 305-1273 (322 amino acids)
Source: RefSeq, a predicted model, not a curated record
GAGUGCCGCAACUCUCAUAUUUAUCUGGUAUUCUCUAUACUGAGCCAGCCUAUGGAGCCAGCAUUUGGACGUAAACCUGGAAGCGCUGGAUGUAAACAACGCACGAGAAUGACACAGAAGAGAAGAUACUGUUGAAUAAAUUUCAGAUCCAGUGUGAAGAAGAAGAAGAAGAAAAAGAAGAGGAAAAGGAAAAGAAAGCAGAAAGAAGAAGCAGAAUCAUGCGCCGCCCUCAGGAUUUGGUCAGUCGGAUGGGUGUGGCUCAGUAUUAACAGAGAAAUCAGAUUUAGUUGGAAUCUACAACAAUAUGAAGAACUAUUCAAAAAUCUCCGUGUUUUUAUUAAUAAUCUGUGUGUUUGGAGCUGAUGGAGGUGAAGUGUCAGUGAUGGAGGGAGAUUCUGUUACUCUAGACACUGAUUUUAGAGAGCGAUUUGAUCUAAUAAAGUGGAAGUUUGGAGAUUCAUACUCAAUCAUUGCUGAAUCUAAUGGAUAUAAGAUCUCAUAUCCUGAUGAGAGAUUCAGAGACAGACUGAAGCUGAAUCAUCAGACUGGAUCUCUGACCAUCAACAACAUGAGAAUCACAGACUCUGGAGAUUAUGAACUAAAGAUCAAACAGUGGGACUUAUUAAAGAUAUUCAGUGUUACUGUCCAUGUGUUUGGUGAUGAGGAAGAUGGAGUGAAGAGAGAGUCAGUGAUGGAGGGAGAUUCUGUUACUCCAGGCCCUCGUUUAAGAGAGAAAUUUAAUCGUAUAAAGUGGAGGUUUGGAGUUUCAGGCUCAAUCAUUGCUGAAAUUGAUAGUAAUGAGAUCUCAUAUCCCCUCAAUGACACUGAGAGAUUCAGAGACAGACUGAAGAUGAAUCAUCAGACUGGAUCUCUGAUCAUCAAGAACAUGAGAGUCACAGACUCUGGAGUUUAUGAAAUAGAGAUCGAUCAAGACUCUUGGGAGCCAUAUGAGAAACAUGAUGUUUUCAUCUGUAGAUUGUAUCCAUAUCCAGAACUGUCUCCAGGUGAAGUAGCAGCAAUAGCUGUUGUCAUUCUGCUGGUGUUAGCUGGUGUUAUCUAUUGCUGUAAGAUCUGUAUACGACGAAGGCAAAACCGAGAAUCUGUCACUGAUGAUGAAAAACAAAAAACCACAGAUUCUGGAGAUUAUAAACUACAGAUCGAACCCUGCAGCGAAGGUUUCACAGGAAAAAAUGCAAAUGAAUUGGAGACUUCAGAGAUUCCGCUGUUGAGUAAAGAAGAUCCGGAGAGAGCAAGAGUUCAGCCCACAACUUAGAGCAUCAUGAAAACAUUUAGUUAAUGGCGUUAUGGAGACAUGUGCUUUUUAAACUGUUUUAAUAGGUUUAACGUUACAUAUCAGCUCUGAAAAUACACUCAUUUGAUUAGAAACACUGGAGAGUGGAAAUGUAAAGCAUACUUCCUGUUACAAGUCAGGUCAAGUCACCUUUAUUUAUGCAGCUCCACACACAACAAACUGACAGCUUUCUAUCAGAACCAGCAUUAACUUCUGGAGCAUAAGGUAAGCUAUAGCCUAAUAUUAACCUAAUUAUAAAAAAAUUAAAAAACAUUGCAAAUUUUUCACACAUUUCUGGAAAUUUACACUACAUUUUAAUCACAAAAAUAUACUGGUUAAUAGAUCAAGAAUGUUAUGGUGUGUAUGAUGAUUGAACCUUUGAUCUAGGCCUACAUUAAUUAUUUUAACAAUUAUACUGAACAAUAAUGGAAAAGUAUUAUUGCACUUUUAUAUCAGAAAUUGUAAAUGUAACUAAAUAUCCUAAUAUCUUAUGUGUUCUAUGUGAAUGUUUCAGCUUGAUUUUGUGAAUCAGUAUUUUUGUAUUUUUAUAUAUUAUUCCCUGAUAAAAAAAAAUACAUUUCAUAUGAUAUCCCCUGAUGAACAUCUUUCUCUGUGUGAUGUAUCAUAUUUGUCCUGUAAUGUUA